CACACCACUCCCAGUGCUUCAAUUAUUGAUCCCUCACAAAGCUCCCCUCCUUCUCCCUUCCAGCUGGAGGCUUUUACCUUUUCUUAUUCACAACUAAAAAUCAGCUGUGUGUGUAUUUGAUUGAGGGACUUUGUUCUGUAUUUCUUGCUAUUCAGCACUGCAGUAGAAAUCCAACUGCAGAGUAAGAUCCACCCAAUCCGCCUUCCCCUCUUUGCUGGUGGCCCUUCAGCACUAAGGAGAGGUGGGCAGCUCCCAGCACAGAGCGCUGCUGCUCCCGAUGUGCGGUGCGGACGGAACCUGCUGCAGCCCAGUGCCCACAUGCUGCAUUAGAGAGAUGUGCAUAUAAUUUGCCUUUAUUUAAAUACUCUGAGCAGCGCUUUCCACCCAAGGAACCUAUUUCUACCUUUGCAUUAUUAUAGUGAAAUUUAAAAAAUGGAAGAUGCCUACAGGGAUAGGACUUCAUUAGUGAAAGGUGCUAAAGAUAUCGCCAAGGAAGCAAAAAGACACACAACAAGAAAUACGAACAGAGCUGUGGACAUAGAACGAGAUGGGUACACACAACAGUCCCACAACCAGUACCACAACGAACAAGAUGACAGAUACUACUCGCAAGGAAAUUAUCAUGAAGAAGCAAAUGAUGAUGAAGGUUCAAGUGAAGCAACAGAAGGUCAUGAUGAAGAUGAUGAGAUAUAUGAAGGAGAAUAUCAAGGAAUACCUGGUAUGGGGCAAGGCAAAGAUGGUAUGGUUGCUCUUGGACAACCUAUGACUGAUGAAUACAAAGACCGGCGCGAGUUAGAAACCGAAAGGAAGGCUGAUGAAGAAGAACUGGCACAACAGUAUGAGUUAAUCAUCCAAGAAUGUGGCCAUGGUCGUUUUCAGUGGACUCUCUUCUUUGUCCUUGGGAUGGCAUUAAUGGCUGAUGGUGUCGAGGUGUUUGUGGUCGGCUUUGUGUUGCCCAGUGCUGAAACAGAUAUGUGCAUACCCGAUUCAGGCUCUGGUUGGCUCGGGAGUAUAGUUUACCUGGGGAUGAUGGUGGGAGCGUUCUUCUGGGGAGGCCUGGCAGACAAGGUUGGAAGAAAGCAGUCUCUUCUCAUAUGCAUGUCUGUCAAUGGAUUCUUCGCCUUCCUCUCUUCAUUUGUCCAGGGCUAUGGACUUUUCCUAGUUUGCCGUCUUCUCUCAGGAUUUGGCAUAGGAGGAGCUCUGCCAACUGCUUUUUCCUAUUUUUCGGAAGUUCUGGCCAGAGAGAAGCGAGGAGAACACUUGAGUUGGUUGUGCAUGUUUUGGAUGAUCGGAGGAAUCUAUGCAUCAGCUAUGGCUUGGGCUAUUAUUCCACAUUAUGGGUGGAGUUUCAGCAUGGGAUCGGCGUAUCAGUUUCACAGCUGGAGAGUGUUUGUCAUUGUGUGUGCACUGCCCUGCGUUUCUGCCGUCGUGGCCCUAACUUUCAUGCCAGAAAGCCCACGGUUCCUGUUAGAGACUGGGAAACAUGAUGAAGCCUGGAUGAUCCUCAAACAAAUUCAUGACACAAACAUGAGAGCUCGUGGUGAGCCUGAGAAAGUCUUCACUGUUCAAAGAAUUAAGACACCAAAACAAAUCGAUGAACUUAUUGAAAUUGAGUCGGACACAGGAACGUGGUAUAAAAGAUGCUUUGUCAGAAUCCGCACAGAGUUCUAUGGAAUAUGGCUAACAUUUAUGAGGUGCUUUGAGUAUCCAGUGAAGGACAACACAAUUAAACUGACUAUAGUAUGGCUCACUCUGUCAUUUGGGUACUAUGGUUUAUCCGUCUGGUUCUCCGAUGUCAUUAAACACCUUCAAGCGGAUGAAUAUGCUUCACGAGUGAAACGUUUUAACGGGAGCACCAUCGCCGACUACAAGUUCAACUACACUUUAGAAAAUCAGAUCCAUAAGAAUGCCGUGUUCAUCAAUGACAGGUUCAUAUCAAUGAAGUUUAAGUCUGUUGUCUUCCAAGACUCGCUGUUCGAAAGAUGCUACUUUGAGGAUGUGACUUCAAUCAACACUUACUUUAGGAAUUGUACCCUCAUAGACACCCAUUUUGUUAACACAGAUCUAGAGAAAUACAAGUUCACUGACAGUCAAACGAUAAACUGCACAUUCACCAUUCCCAAGAUUGGCUGCCAGAUCACCUUUGAUGAUGAUUACAGUGCCUACUGGAUUUAUUUUGUUAACUUCCUUGGAACCUUGGCAGUUCUUCCAGGCAACAUUGUCUCCGCUCUACUGAUGGACAAGAUUGGGAGACUGACAAUGUUAGGAGGCUCUAUGGUACUUUCUGGCAUCAGCUGUUUCCUUUUGUGGUUCGGUACCAGCGAGUCUAUGAUGGUGGGCAUGCUGUGUGUGUAUAAUGGGCUGACUAUUUCAGCAUGGAACUCCCUCGAUGUGGUCACUGUGGAACUCUACCCUACAGAUAAAAGGGCAACUGGAUUCGGGUUUCUGAAUGCGCUGUGUAAAGGAGCAGCAGUUCUUGGAAACCUGAUAUUUGGCUCGCUCGUUGGAAUCACCAAAGCCAUCCCUAUCCUGUUAGCCUCCGCAGUGCUUGUUGGAGGGGGCCUAGUGGGACUACGACUCCCUGAUACAAGAAAUCAGGUGUUAAUGUAACUUGGAAGUAAGGCCAUCAAGCAUUUUUUUCUGUAUUCCCUGCCAAUGAUUAACCAAUCCAAACACAAACUUCAGAUCCUCACCAAGAGGCCCACACUCAGUGUCACACCCUCACUGUCACACUCGGUGUCACGCCCUCGCUGUCACACUCGGUGUCACGCCCUCGCUGUCACACUCGGUGUCACGCCCUCGCUGUCACACUCGGUGUCACGCCCUCGCUGUCACACUCGGUGUCACGCCCUCGCUGUCACACUCGGUGUCACGCCCUCGCUGUCACACUCGGUGUCACGCCCUCGCUGUCACACCAAUGUCAUUCCCUCUGUGUUCCAUAUUUAGAGAACUUCUCACCAGCUUGUUUUGGUCUGUGAAUAAUUUGCUUUUAUAAACCAGUUUGCAAACAGUAUAUGGACAUCAGUGUGUUAAAGCAAAAGGCUAGGGACAGUUCAUAGAUAAUUGGUUUAUUUUUAUUCUCUGUCCUUUAUCACUAUGUAAUAUGUAUGUAAAAUUGGUUUAAUUGUGUGGGCAUGACAAAGCUAUCUUUAUGGGGAUAAAGUAAAGGCAGUUGAGCUGGGCCCACA
Xenopus tropicalis (tropical clawed frog) is the source of this 3188-nucleotide messenger RNA. It is a transcript of the gene sv2c, whose product is annotated as synaptic vesicle glycoprotein 2C. Bases 433 to 2610 code for a protein of 725 amino acids. Gene Ontology annotation, biological process: chemical synaptic transmission; transmembrane transport. Gene Ontology annotation, cellular component: membrane; synaptic vesicle membrane. The record is from RefSeq and is a predicted model, not a curated record. The transcript has 13 exons. Gene Ontology annotation, molecular function: transmembrane transporter activity. Lineage: Eukaryota; Metazoa; Chordata; Amphibia; Anura; Pipidae.